CUAAUUGGGAACGAAACAAAGCAACACCUGCAUGCCAAUCUAAAGGUUUUCCCACUUGGCUUCCCUGGUUACCCUGUUCCAGGGUAAAAGUCUAUAUUGGAGACACAUUUGUUUUGUGCUUUGUUUUUGUAGCUUUAGCAGUGUGUUAAGCUUUAGAAACUUUCCAUACUUUAAGCACAUGUUAGUGACCAGAAACAUUUGUGAAUCAGUUACUAGCAUCUGAAAUUGUUUUGAUAAAGGUGCUAUAACGCAUACUAAUUAUAAAUGCUUGCCAAUAAUGUUAGUUGUUUUGUUGUAAAUCUACUAAUCUUUCUUGCACUUUCAAAUAACCAGCUGUUGACUAAGAAUAAGGAGAGCAUCUUAAGAGAUGUUCAGGGGGAGUGAAACUACAACACUGUAGCCUGUGCUUUAUUUGGUCAUGAGCAAUGUGUCAAUGAUCUCGUGUCAAUGAUCUCCUGUCAAGCAGAACCACUUCAGUUGGUAAAUGCAUCUGGUUGACGCCUGGUUCCUAAAAAAGAAAGUGCAUCAUGACCAGAUGCAUUGUUUUAAGCCUCUGAUGAUUCCCCUUCAUAAGCACUGUCAGCUGCCAAAGAAAUGAGUUGGACAUAAAGAAGAGAUAAGGACACAGGCAUCUAAUAUUUAUUCAUUCUCUGUAGCUUAAAAUAAAGAGAAGGUAAAAAAUGAGUACUUUCGGGUAUCGAAAAGAACUUGAUAAAUAUGAGGAUAUUGAUGAAGAUGAACUGUUGGCUUCGUUGACAUCAGAGGAAUUGAAGGAGCUGGAACGGGAACUUGAGGAUAUUGAUCCAGACGGUAAUGUUCCUAUUGGACUGAGACAGAAAGACCAAACUGAGAAAACUCCAACUGGAACCUUCAGCAGAGAAGCUUUGUUAAAAUAUUGGGAAAGCGAGACCAAGAAACUUUUAGAAAAUGAAAGAACAGCACCAGGAAAAAGCCAGGAAGAAGAACAAGAGGAAGUCAUUGAUGAUAGUGAAGAUGAAUGUGUAACAGAAAACAACAGUGAUGCUUCAGAGGAAGAAGCAUAUACAGAAGAUGAGGAAGAAGAAGAAAAAGAAGAGAGUCAUGUUACUGAAGAAGAGGAUGAUGAAGAAGAGAGUCCUGUUACUGAAAACGAGGAUGAUGAAAACAAACCAGGGGAUGAAAUUGACAGAAUGUUGCACAGCACAUCAAAAAGCAGCCAUGAACAAAACGGACAAAACCAAUGUAAUGGAAAACUUGGUGGCAGUAAAAACUGUACACAAGAAACAAACGAAGAUCCUAAUCUUAAAGUAACUGCCAGCAGGCCUUGUGGUAAUCCGACUGUACUUGAUGACACACUUGAAAAGAUCAUAAACAAUGAUCUCAAUACACAUGAAAUAAAUCUUAAUAACAUUGAAAAUAUAACCAAGGAGAUGCUCAUUCGCUUUGCCGAGGCACUCAAGAGUAACACCAUUGUUAAGCUUUUUAGCUUGGCCAACACUCAUGCUGAUGACUAUGUUGCAUUUGCAAUUGCAAAAAUGCUUACAGAGAACAAAAGCAUUGCUAGUCUUAAUAUUGAAUCCAAUUUUGUUACAGGGAAGGGCAUCCUCGCAAUAAUGAGGGCUCUCCUGAAUAAUACUGCAUUGACAGAGCUACGGUUCCACAACCAAAGACACAUUUGUGGAGGCCAAACUGAAAUGGAAAUAGCUAAGCUCUUAAAAGAUAACACCACCCUAUUGAAAUUGGGAUAUCAUUUUGAUCUUCCAGGACCAAGAAUGAGCAUGACAAGCAUUUUGACACGGAAUCAAGAUAGACAGAGGCAGAAACGCCUCCAGCAGCAGAAGCAACAAGAAGUGGAAAGGAGAGAAGGUUCUGAGGGACCAGUCAAUCCAAGGACCAGUGUGUUACAAAAAGGAACACCAGGAUCUUCUCCUUAUACAUCUCCAAAGGGUUCACCAUGGUCAUCUCCAAAAGUAGCUAGAAAUUCUCAAAUAAAAAUAACUGUCCCAUGCCCUCCACCUCCUCCACCCCCUCCUCCACCCCUCCCAGAGAAGAAAACACCAACUAGGAAAAUAGCAGAGGUUAUUAAACUUCAUGAGCAGUCCAAGGCAAAACAACAGACUGGCCAGCAGAAACCUAAAGUUAGGAAGAACAAAAAAACAGAGAGGGAAAACAAUAUCCUAAAGGAAUUUAAGCAUGCUCUAAAACCAAUUUCCGAGAAGAAAGCAGAUGACAGAUCCAGACCAUCCACACCCCAGAGAUCUCUUCAUGAUAAUCUGAUGGCAGCAAUCUGCAACAGUAGUAUAAAACAGCUGAAACGGGUUGAAGUUCCAGAAUGUCUUCGGUAACUGGAAGAGAACCAAAUGAAAACAGAUGUCUGAUUUAAACUGUAUGUUGCAUUUAUUUUAGUAAGAUCAGUGUAGCAUGUUGUUUGCACUUUGAUUAAAAUUAACAUUCAAAUCAGAUUAAAAGGUAACAAAAAGAUUAGACUUAGUUUACUAUUUAUGCAAUGUAAUAUAACAUCAAGCCAUUUGUGCAAGCUUCUGUGCUGAUACUUGAUAAAUGCUGACGGAUUGAUUUUAUUAUUAUUAUUAUUGAUUUGACUUCUUACCUGUAAAUAAAACAUUUUCUGUAGUAAAUAUAUUCAUGACAAAACAUGUAGAAUAAACUGGAAUUAAAUUUCCUUUGUCAUGUACAAUAUGCCCCUUCCUAGUUUUACUUCUCCCAUAUUGUUACUACAGGAAUGCACAGUAUUUCUUUCUUGAAAUUAUUCAGGAACAGUACACCUCACUAUCAGCUCUUUGUUUUUAACACUAACUUUUUUUUUUAAAUAAUCAAUAGUGUUAACAUUUCAGAAAAAGUUAAAAUGUCAUUAAAUCUACAAUAUAGCUUUUCUAUGUAAGGACAUAAACUAGUACUGUAUUAGAAUAAAUUAUUUCUUCCAGUAAUAGAAUAAAACAUAGCCUCCUUAUUAUCGUUAAUAAUUUCUAUUGGAAUGCAGAGAGAAGUUCCAGUGAUUAAAUUAUUUUGCAAUCAGAACUGAAGUCAAAGAUACAUUGAUUAAGUGUGUUCUGCUCAUGGUAUAACCCAAAUAAGUUAAAUAAAAAUAGAGUCUUAAGAGAUGCGUUUUAAUCCACUCCCUUUGUAUUUAUGUAUCUUGGAAGCGUUCCUGGUCCCAAAUCCAUUCUGCAGCUGUUCAAAGCAAACAUGCACAUUUAGCUGUAGAGGUCCCAAACCAAAUAUUCCACCUAUCCAUAUUGGGAAUGAUUGAUGAAGAAAGGAACCAACAUUUUAUAAAAGACAUGAGCAGAAAUAAGUAAUGGAAAAUGAUUACAAUGGUAACAAUAUAUUGCAACUUUCAAAGCACUACUUUUCAUUUUUCUGAAUGCUCAGUCUACACUUGUUACUAUUGUUUGUAGUAGAAAAGCAUUUUUAGUUGACCAUGGAAAGUUAACAAACAGUAAUGCCUAUAAGAAAAGAAAACACAUACCUUGUUGUUCACGUGUUCAGAAUAAACAAACCAUUAUAUUUCCAAAUUUCAUCAGCACAUUAGUGUGUAAUAAAUCUCCCUUUUAAUUUUUAGGAAAACAAAAACAUUAACAGACAAAUAAGCAGACUCCAAUAUAUGUCAAACAUUUCACAAACCAUACAAAACCAGGAUACAGCCACAACAGUCAGAGAGAUAAUGUGCUAUAAAUAAAACUUGUGAUAAAUCUGUUCUAAAUUUGGCUUCCUUGGCUCUUAUUUACAUCAUUAAUCACUAGUGACUGGUAGAAAAUAAUACUUAAAUGAGAUGUUUAACCAAGAUCCAAUAGCACUUAGGAACAAAUGGCUGGUCCAAUUCCCCCCUCCAAAUUUCACUUCAAAUUUGUAUUUAUACCUAGAGAAUCGCAUGUCAAAACGGAUAAAACGUAGUAAAAGAUUCUUCACCAUGUUAUUGUGGGUAUCAAGAAUCUGGGGAAACUGUACAUGGAGAAAUGUGUCUCUGAUGGAAGGGGGAUACAACUAACAUAAAUGUUAGCUUAUUGGUUUUAGACCCCCUAUCUUAUUGGUUUUACUUCCCUUUUAAUUUAUACUAAUCAUACACAGAAAUGGGACAUUAUGUUCUGUAAAGCACAAAGCAGACACCAAUUUUCCGUAAAUAUUAACAUUUAUUUAAGUAUACAAUUUAGUAUUAGUCCAUUCCUUUUCCAACCUAUUUGCAAGGUUUGGUAUUAUGGUAUCUAAUGCACCACAAACCCAAGAAAAAUAAAAUAAAGAUUGUAAAAUUCAUCCAUGUACAACAAUACUGUUAAAAACAGCAUUCAUUACUGCAUAAAGGUUCAAUACAUAGUUCGGCAGCUCUAACUCACAAACAAGUGUAAAAAGUGAUUAACACUUUUUACUGCAUCUUUUAAAAAAUGAACCACUAUGCUAUAGUAAACUUGCAUGUUUUUAAACAACAAAAAGGUGGAAUUAAUUUUAAAAAAUAAUAUUGACCUGCUUCCCACAAUUUUAUUCUGAUGACUGCUACAGUACAAAACAGAAAAGUGAAUUUCAUAAACAUAAUCAGAUAUACAGUGUGACUGUUGGAAACAAAUGACCUCACUCCAACAGAAAACAAUAUUGCUACGGUAUAAGAGACAAACCAGUACUGUAGAUAUUUAUAGGAUGCUGUGCACUCCUGUACUGAAUUAUAGAGACCAUUAAAGCAUAUUGCUGAACACAGAAUUGUGUACACUGUAUUCCUGUAUUGAAUUACUUUAAAA
Molecule: messenger RNA, 4724 nt
Organism: Acipenser ruthenus (sterlet)
Lineage: Eukaryota; Metazoa; Chordata; Actinopteri; Acipenseriformes; Acipenseridae
Product: leiomodin-2-like
Exons: 3
Coding region: 681-2324 (547 amino acids)
Biological process (GO): pointed-end actin filament capping; muscle contraction; myofibril assembly
Cellular component (GO): striated muscle thin filament; myofibril
Molecular function (GO): actin binding; tropomyosin binding
Source: RefSeq, a predicted model, not a curated record